AUGGUAGCCAAUAACUACCUAAAUGAAGGUCGUCCCCACAUAGAAGUCAUAGAACUCAUAACCCUAGGAUUCACAGGCAAACUUCUGCAAUGGUGGAGUAACUGCCUGACAAAAGAGUUUAAGGAAGAUAUCAAAAGUGCUAUCCAAAAGAAUGAGGAGGGAAUCCCCAUUUUUGACGAAAACAUAGGUAGACGAAUCCCUGACGGAGUAAACACAUUGAUCUAUAUGAUCAUGAAACAUUUCAUGGGAAAACCUAGCAACAUUACAUCUAGGAUUUAUGACCAGCUCAGCAAUCUUAGGUGUAAAACCCUUGGAGAUUAUCAGUGGUAUGAAGAUGUCUUUACCACCAAAGUCAUGCACAGAAGUGGUUGUAACUCUCCUUUCUGGAAGGAGAAGUUCAGUAAUGGCUUACCAACACUCUUUGGUGAGAAAAUCAAAGAAACCCUUUGUUCCCCUUUAGGUGUCAUAGAUUAUGAUAACCUCACCUAUGGAGACAUAUCAAGCACGAUAAGAAGUGAAGCCCCAUCCAAGAGAAAAUCCAGAAAAAAAGACCAUUCUGGGAAAUUUUUUAGAAAAAGAUCAACCUCCAACUAUUAUAGAAAUCAAAAGUAUGGUCACUUUAAGAGCAAUGAUUUCUACAAGAAAGGAAACAAGUCUAAAAGACACCACAAAGACAAUGGUAAACGAGAUGAAUCCACAUGCAAAGCAUCUAACAAAGGAACGUGUUUUAACUGUGGAAAGAAGGGUCAUUUUCGAAAUGAGGGUAGGUCUAAGGCCAAAACCCUCAUUAACAGCCUAGUUAGUGACCAAACUGGUAAAGAAGAGAUUCUCAAGCUUCUAGAACUCAACACCGAGAGUGACCUAUCCAGUAGUUCUAGUGACAAUGAAAUCCACCAACUUGACCAACUCUCCUCCUCCUCUAGGAUCUCACCCAGCUCCUCUAGUGGCCCGGAUACCACUAUAGCAUGUAAAGAUAGUUGUUGUAGAAGCAACACUAUCAAUGUCCUUACCAAACAAGAAGAACUCCUCCUUGACAUAAUAGAUGACACAGAAGACCCUAUUAUCAAGGCUUAA
Messenger RNA from Quercus lobata, 1074 nucleotides. RefSeq lists its product as uncharacterized. The transcript is spliced from 2 exons. Lineage: Eukaryota; Viridiplantae; Streptophyta; Magnoliopsida; Fagales; Fagaceae. Bases 1 to 1074 code for a protein of 357 amino acids. The record is from RefSeq and is a predicted model, not a curated record.